Messenger RNA from Sphenostylis stenocarpa, 2070 nucleotides. Lineage: Eukaryota; Viridiplantae; Streptophyta; Magnoliopsida; Fabales; Fabaceae. The record is from the annotation of a GenBank genome assembly.
AUGCCCAAGGGUCAUGAUUCAAAGAGUUUCAUCUCAAAACCAUCAAUUGCAACAAGUAAUCUAGUUGGAGAAGAUGAAAAUGUUUAUAUAUUUAACGAGGAAGAUGUUAUUGACAUUUCCGACAUUGGGAAUGGUGAACACUUGGACGAAAAGAUAGCAGAUUGUGCAAAAAUUACCAAAAUUGCUGAAGAAUCUGGUGUUAAUGACAUUAACAGAGAGAAAACCAUAGUUAGAGAAAUAAAUGAUCAUAUUGAUGAUAAUGUAAUAGAUGAAGAAGCUUCUCAAUCGUUGAAGUUACAGUUGGAAGAAAGUUUUCGUCGGCAAGAAAUAGAGAGCAUUGCGCAGGAAAACUUAUCUCUCAAAAACAAGUUGUUUGUAUAUCCUCCUGAGGUUUUACCCGGUCAAGACAUUGAAGUGUUUUUUAAUAGGAAUUUUUCAACUUUGUGUAAUGAGCCGAAUGUUUUUAUUAAAGGAGCAUUUAAUGAUUGGAGGUGGAAACUUUUUACCAAGAGAUUGAAUAAAACACAGCUACCCAAUGGAGAUUGGUGGUCUUGCCAACUACAUGUUCCAAGAGAAGCCUAUAAAGUGGACUUCGUGUUCUUCAAUGGGGAAAAUGUUUAUGACAAUAAUGACACAAAAGAUUUCUCCAUACCUGUUGAUUGUGGAAUUGAUGCACUCGGGUUUGAGGAUUUCUUGCUUGAGGAGAAACGUAAAGAAGUAGAAAGACUUGCUAAGGAGCAAGCUGAAAAAGAAGAACAGGAAAAAAAGAAAAGGAAAAUGGAAGCAGAGAAAACUGCAAGAGACGAGGAUAAAUCACUAGCUAGGGAGGAGGUAAAAAGGGAGAGAGAAGCGAUACAUAACUUGACCAAAAACGCAGUAAAAUGUAUUGACAAUCUUUGGUAUACAGAACCUAGUGAGUUUCAAUGGAAAGAUUGGGUCAAAUUAUAUUAUAACAGAAAAUCGGGUCCUCUUGCACAACUUCAAGAAGUAUGGCUUCAUGGUGGGUACAAUAAUUGGCAGCACAAUUUAUCAUAUGUUCAAAGGCUUGGCCAAAUUGAUUCAAAAGAUGGUGAUUGGUGGUGUGCAAACGUUGUUGUCCCAGACCAAGCUGUUGUACUGGAUUGGGUUUUUGCUGAUGGUCCACCUGGAAAUGCAAGUGUGUAUGAUAACAAUAAUGGUAAAGACUUUCAUGCUAUUGUGGCAAAAGUAAUACCAGAUGAACAAACUUGGAUUUGGGAAGAGCAGAGGAUAUAUGCAAAUUUGCGCGAGAAAAGAAGGUUAAGAGAGGAAGCUAAAGGUGCCAAGAAAGUUACUGUUAACUAUGCCUAUACUGUAAAUCUAUCACAUUUGGAGUAUGGCUUUUUGCUUUACGAAUUUGAUUUGCUUGAAAAAACAGCUAUCAUCAAAGCUGAAACAAAGAAAAAAACUUUAGAAAGAUUUUUGCUUUCUCAAAAGAAUAUUGUCUUCACCCAACCUCUUCAUGUUCAAGCGGGGGGUACAGUGACUGUGUUUUAUAAUCCUUGCAACACAAACCUAAAUGGAAAACCGGAGAUUUGGUUUCAAUAUUCAUUUAAUCGUUGGACUCAUCGUUCUGGUUUGUUGCCACCUCAGAAAAUGGUUUCUGCAAAGAAUGGUACUUAUGUCAAAGCCUUCGGUGAGUCACUCAUUGUUGUUAAAGUUCCAUUGGAUGCAUACAUGAUAGACUUUGUAUUCUCUGAUAAAGAAGAAGGUGGAAUUUUUGAUAAUAACGAUGGAAUGGAUUAUCAUAUGCCAGUUUUGGGAGGGACUGUAAAGGAAACACCCAUGCAUAUUGUCCAUAUUGCUGUUGAGAUGGCUCCAAUUGCGAAGGUUGGAGGCCUUGGCGAUGUUGUAACUAGUCUAUCACGAGCAGUGCAGGAUUUAAAUCAUAAUGUGGAUAUUAUUCUUCCAAAAUAUGAUUGUUUAAACCUUAGCAAUGUAAAAGAUUUCCGAUUUCAUAAACAUUACUUUUGGGGACGGAAUGAAAUAAAAGUAUGGAAUGGAAAGGUGGAAGGUCUCUCUGUAUACUUCUUGGAACCUCAAAAUGAGUAA